Messenger RNA from Didymosphaeria variabile, 1614 nucleotides. RefSeq lists its product as uncharacterized. Gene Ontology annotation, molecular function: serine-type endopeptidase activity; tripeptidyl-peptidase activity. NCBI's taxonomy places the organism in Eukaryota, Fungi, Ascomycota, Dothideomycetes, Pleosporales, Didymosphaeriaceae. Gene Ontology annotation, biological process: proteolysis. Bases 1 to 1614 code for a protein of 537 amino acids. The transcript has 4 exons. The record is from RefSeq and is a predicted model, not a curated record.
AUGGCCGAGAAGUGGCUCAUGGACGUAUCGCAUCCCGAAUCUAUACAUUAUGGCAAGCAUUGGUCCCAAGAACAAGUCAUCUCUGCGUUCGCUCCAACGGAAGAUACCCUAAGCGCGGUUUCUGAAUGGCUUGUUGAGUCGGGUGGCAUUGCUAAGGAACGCAUCACUCACACGGACAACAAGGCCUGGCUUGCAUUCGAUGCCACAAUUGAAGAGGCAGAGAUAUUGCUGAUGACGGAGUAUCACGAGACUCAUGAUAAAGAGAGGACGAACAACGACAAGAGAGCGUCGAAAAAAAGCGCCUUAAGCGAACUAUCUCGGCAAACCUCUGAACCUACUCUGGAUCCACGAGCAAAUACCGAUCCCUUGGAUACGUGCGAUCAGAUGAUUACACACGAUUGCAUCCGUGCUCUGUACAAUAUCCCUUCGCCAGACCCCGAAGCGGGGGUGAGUCCCAACAAUACUAUGGGUAUCUUCCUACUCUCCAGCGCAUACGCUCAAGGAGACCUUGAUCUGUUCUUCUCAAACUUUACGCCCUAUAUUGCUAACGGAACUGCACCGAUCUUGAAAUCGAUCAAUGGUGGUGUGGCACCGGUCGACAUUCUGCAUGCCGGAUCGGAAGCCGACAUGGACCUCGAAUUAGCUAUCCCCCUUGUCUACCCGCAAGAGGUUGUUGCCUAUCAGAUCGACGAUGACUACUGGGCAGCAAAGCAAGUGAACGAGGGUGGGAUGUUCAACACAUUCCUGGAUGCUAUUGAUGGGAGUUAUUGCACGUACGAAGCAUAUGGUGAAACAGGUGAUAAUCCAGACUUCGAUCCUGUAUACCCAAACAGUAAUGAGGGUGGAUAUAAAGGCGAACGCAUGUGUGGUAUCUACAAGUGCGACGAAUGGCUAAAGCUUGGGUUGCAAGGCGUCUCCGUGUUUAUCGCAUCAGGCGAUAACGGUGUUGGUGACCUCCCUAAGCCCGACGCACCGAAUGGCUGUCUCCGCAACGACACAGUCUUCUCACCUGGGCAUCCUAAUACCUGCCCCUGGUUGACCAGUGUCGGCGCCACCAAAGUCUAUCCCGGAAAGACCGUCUACGACCCAGAGAGUGCUGCAUACAAUCCUGAGUACUAUUACCCGUAUUCGUCUGGCGGCGGCUUUUCAAAUGUGUUUGGAAUCCCAGACUAUCAGUCGAAGGACGUUGCGAAUUACCUCAAGAAUAAUGACCCGGGUUACGAUUACUAUUUUGAUGGCAAUUGGCAAAAUAGCACCGGAGUCUACAACCGCAAUGGACGGGGCUUUCCCGAUGUCUCCGCGAACGGCGACAACACAGCCGCCGUCUACAACGGUGCUCUUCGCCUCACAGGCGGUACAUCUGCUGCGACUCCUAUUUUCGCCUCCGUGAUCAAUCUCAUCAAUGAGGAGCGCAUCAAGGCCGGGAAAGGACCUGUAGGGUUUAUCAAUCCUGUUCUGUAUGCGCAUCCCGAAGUGCUGAAUGACAUCACGAACGGAACGAAUCCGGGCUGCGGGACUGAUGGAUUUGCCGCAUCGAAAGGCUGGGAUCCCGCGACGGGACUAGGGACGCCGAAUUAUCCUAAGAUGUUGGAGUUGUUUAUGAGUCUACCUUGA